Molecule: messenger RNA, 4834 nt
Organism: Anopheles cruzii
Lineage: Eukaryota; Metazoa; Arthropoda; Insecta; Diptera; Culicidae
Gene: Past1
Product: EH domain-containing protein 1
Exons: 3
Coding region: 240-1844 (534 amino acids)
Biological process (GO): endosomal transport; clathrin-dependent synaptic vesicle endocytosis
Cellular component (GO): cytoplasm; intracellular vesicle; plasma membrane
Molecular function (GO): molecular adaptor activity; GTP binding; protein binding
Source: RefSeq, a predicted model, not a curated record
UUUGGCUAUUAUUAUUUCUUGUCGGUCGCGGUUGCGUGGACAUCGCGGGUGGUAGAGUGGUGCGGCGGGCAGUGAUUCAAGUUUCCACUUAACAUAUUAGUGCGUUUUCCCACCCCAGGGGAAAAGACCGGUUCGUAGCUCCACGCAGCGGUGCGUGAGUCACGGGUGCUUCGGAUUAGUCAUUCGGUUGCUUCUUUUCUAUGUGAUUGGCGUUCGUCGCGCUCAAAGUCGGCCCUACGAUGUUCAGCUGGUUGAAGCGGGAACCGAAAACGGAGGAGGUGGUAGAGAAUGUGUUGGGUGAAUUGAAGAAAAUCUAUCGCAGCAAGCUGCUGCCACUGGAAGAACACUACAGCUUCCAUGACUUCCACUCGCCCAAGCUGGAAGAUUCGGACUUCGACGCGAAACCGAUGAUCCUGCUGGUCGGCCAGUACUCGACCGGCAAAACCACCUUCAUCCGGUACCUGCUGGAGCGCGAUUUCCCGGGCAUCCGGAUUGGACCGGAACCGACGACCGAUCGGUUCAUCGCAGUCAUGCACGACGACAAGGAGGGCAUAAUACCGGGCAACGCGCUCGUGGUUGAUCCGAAGAAACAGUUUCGCCCGCUGGAAAAGUACGGGAACUCUUUUCUCAACCGGUUCCAGUGCUCGACCGUUCCAUCGCCGGUGCUGCGGGCCAUAUCGAUCGUCGACACGCCCGGUAUCCUUUCCGGUGAGAAGCAACGCGUGGACCGGGGAUACGAUUUUACCGGUGUGCUGGAGUGGUUCGCCGAACGUGUCGAUCGCAUAAUCCUGCUGUUCGAUGCGCACAAGCUGGACAUUUCGGAUGAGUUCCGGCGCUCGAUUGAGGCGCUACGCGGGCACGACGACAAAAUUCGGAUCGUGCUGAACAAGGCGGACAUGAUCGACCACCAGCAGCUCAUGCGUGUGUACGGCGCGCUCAUGUGGUCUCUGGGCAAGGUGCUGCAGACGCCCGAGGUGGCCCGCGUCUACAUUGGUUCCUUCUGGGACCAACCGCUGCGCUACGACGUCAACCGGCGGCUGUUCGAGGACGAGGAGCAGGACCUGUUUCGCGAUCUGCAGUCGCUUCCCCGCAACGCGGCCUUGCGGAAAUUGAACGAUCUCAUCAAGCGAGCCCGGCUGGCGAAGGUGCACGCGUACCUCAUCUCGGAGCUGCGCAAGGAGAUGCCCCAGAUCUUCGGCAAGGACAGCAAGAAGAAGGAAUUGAUCAAAAACUUGGGCAGCAUCUACGAUCGGGUUUGCCGGGAGCAUCAGGUGUCCAUCGGCGAUCUGCCGGACAUUAAAAAGAUGCAGGAGGUGCUCGCGAACCAGGACUUUACGAAGUUCCACUCGCUCAAGAUGCCGCUAGUGGAUGUAGUCGAUCGGAUGUUGGCGAUCGAUAUUUCCCGGCUAAUGGGUAUGAUCCCACAGGAGGAGAUGAACCUCGUCUCGGAACCGCUCGUCAAAGGUGGCGCUUUCGACGGAGUGGAGGAUGUCAUCUCGCCGUUCGGCUACCGGAAGGGCGAAGGAAUCGACGCCGGGUACGGCGAGGUGGACUGGAUUUGCAAUCGCGAUCGGGCCCGCACCGAUCCCAUGUUCGAGUCGCUGCAGCCGGUGGAUGGAAAGAUUUCCGGUGCUGCUGCCAAGUCGCAGCUGAUCAAAUCGAAGCUGCCGAACAACGUGCUGAGCAAGAUUUGGAAACUUUCCGACUACGACCAGGACGGGUUCCUGGACAUCGAGGAGUUCGCACUGGCGAUGCAUUUAAUCAACGUCAAAAUGGAUGGCAACGAACUGCCGAUCGCCCUGCCGCCCCAUCUGGUGCCACCGUCCAAACGGCGCUCGGACUAGGAUCACGGCAACACCUCUCUCAGUGCGUGGCGGCGGGCCUACGGUUUCCUUCAACUUUUCCUUCCCUUAAUUCCUUUAUCUAUCCCUCUCUCUCUCUCUCUUCCCCCGACGUCGGAAGGGAGCUCGCGCAAUCACGCAAUCAAUUCGGGUUGUGUAUCAUCUUCUGCUUAUCGUUUCACCUUCCGCUUCUGACCGGCCGACUUUGGUGUGUGUGUGUGUGGCUCCCGGGUGCCAGUCGGCAUGCCGCACCAUCACGUUGUCCAUUGCCACAUCCGGCCCGGGAUGGGGCAGGGGGCCUGUUUUGCUUUCCGGCCUUCACCACCAACUGUCAGCCACCUAGCCAGCCACGGUUGAACUUUCGGUUCCGGCAAUUGCGGAAGCACCGCACAUCCGGCAAAAAAUAAAAACGAAACCCUCCAACGAGAAGGCCCUUCUCGUCGAGAGCUACAAGAAGAAGGCAAAAGAAAACGAAAAGAAACAACAAAAACCAAUUGCAAAAGAUGUGAGCAAACUUUCGCAACUACGAUGGACACAAUACAGCCUCAUUUAUCUUGCGCCUUAGAAUGGUAACUUAUUUAUAUUUAGUUAGCGAAACAAUGCGUGUCCAGGAAAGUGUGGACCGGAACGGUGGGCGGAACGUAACGACUGUACCGUGCUUUCGCAACACACAAAUAGAAUGGAAACGGAAGCGAAAAGAAUGCCCCCCGACACGAAUCGGAAACAACGACGACGACGGAAGCGGUCGCCUCAUUAUGGAGGAAUAUUUCAAUUAUCCUUUUACGUCGUUAUUAUGAACUUUCACCACAGUCAUCGGCUGGUGGCCCUUGCUUCACUCCAAUGCCUAUUUAUUACGUUUCAUGGGACAAACACGCACCGGUUACCGGUAGAUGCAAUAUUAGUAAAGGCACCGGACACACCCCAUUCGGUGGCCAGCUUUUCGGCCGCGUUUCUCGUGAGCACACUCAACGAACAGGAGUAGACAGACGAAGCAAAUCAUUAGGAGACCCUUUUAAAAUUGCCUUCCGGUUCGGUUGUUGAUGAAGGUUGACGUAGAGAUUGAUUUCUAUGGAUGAUGAAUCCAAUACACGGCAACAGAACGCCAAUCAUCUCAUAGUCUCGCUGGAGCCACGUCUGAUCGCGUGAACUUCAGUUGCAUUGAUUUGCAGCACAAGAACCGAGGACUUUUGUCAUUCAUGUGUUAUUCCAAGUUUUGAAUAUUUCUUCUUCUUUCACCGUCCGGCUUCGAUCCGGAGCACCGGUUGUGGGUUGGUUAAUUUUUCAAUAAACCACUUACCCGGUUGCCAUUUGCUUGUCACUGUGCGAGGCCACUCAGUUGCCCUGUAACGUUUACGAUGGUGCAUACCGCAACGAGCGCGCGCGCGGCCUGGAGUGGACUUUGGGAUUCAAGAUAGUUUUGCAUUUCCUGCCCUGUCUCUGCUGCCGCCGGCGCUUUCGCCGGCAUUUGGCCAUCGCAUCGUUCUGCAUAUUUUAUGCACCUUACCGUGCGCACGGAAUACGGCAUAAUAAGUAACGAAAUGCUAACAAGAGAGAGAGAUGACCCAUCUUGCGCUUCAAACGCUUCCAUCCGCUGGUCAGUUGGCCGUUGUCACCACUCGGCAUAACUAUCUGGGCGCGCGUGGUGUGCGCCGUGUGGCCCACACCUUCCGGUCUCCGGCACAACUCCGGCGGUCGGGUAAGGUCGAUAAGUGAAUAAUUUAUGAGCCCAAUGGCCAUGGUGUUCACUUGCCGUCACGGCAAGUCUCCGUCUCUGAGUGUUGAAGCGGGUGUUUAUGGCAACGGAAGGUACAACGGCUGCUGCUGCUGCUGUUCCGGCUCGUUCAUAGCUCCAAUAAUUGAGUGCUGAACGGAAGAAAAAUGAAUGUCCUCGGUGGGCGAGGUUGCAGGAGCGAGUUGUGUUGAAUCGCUGCAGUUUGUUUUGGGCAGCCGUGCGCGAUGACCUUAAGACCUUAAGAAAUCCGGUUACUCCUCUGUCCUAGCUCGGUCUGUAGCUGGACAACAAUCCGUUCCGUGUAUCGAUCGUGCCGUGCCACGGUUUAAUUAUCCUUCUCAUGCCUACAUGCUUGCGGCGCUCCCACCUCCUCCUGCCAAAUGAUUUCAAAUCGAUACGACGACGACGGACGACGCACGGUAUACGCUAUCCGCAAUCACUGCUAUAGGGAGAUACGAUAGGUUUUAGUGGCUACGCUUUGUUGUUGUCCCUUUUGUUUUCCACUAUUUAAGGACCCGGGACCGGAGGCACCGGAAACGAACAAGCAAUUCAUCGCUAAUUUAGAGCUAAUUUAAAGCAUUUACUACGCGCACCGCUCGCUCGGUCCGUUGUUAUUAGUGUGUCGUUUUGUUAUGGGACCUUUUUGCGCGACAGAGCACAGAGAGAGAUAGAGAAAAGGGGGUAAAAUUAAUCAUAAUGCACGCAAGGCCGGCCCGCGGACAAGCUCUCCCAAGGUGGUCGCUUACUUAGGACUUUCGGAUUCUAGACGCUCGCAGAAAGUGGAAAUAGUGGACGCGUUACGCAUAAAUCAUAUACACAGACACAGAAAUACAUAUAUUUACAACGGCAUGGCAUUAGCCCUUUUGAUGGUAUUUGUAUAGUAGGUCACGAAAAAACAAACGAAAUGCGAGAGACAAAGAAAUAAACCGCAGCAAACGAAACAUAUGUGAUGAAAAGCAGCAUGAUGUGGAGCAGACUUUCGUGUCCAUCGGCGAACCGGUUGUCUUCUGUUUUGCGCAAGGGUCGCCCGCAAGGAAGUCUCGUGGCCGCCCGGGCCGCAAGCACGUUGAAGCCAGAAAUCGGGGUGGCCAACGCCUAGGGCAAAAAUGGUUACGACAAGAACCCUCCCGAAACCACCCGGUGACCCGUUUGACGCAAAGCCGUGGGCAUCGCUAGGAAGAGUGUCCGCGCCAAAGUUCGCAACCGGGGGCGCGCGUGUUGUGUGUGUGUGUUGACGAUAAGCAAAUGUUGUAAAAAGAAA